Messenger RNA from Symbiodinium sp. CCMP2592, 1578 nucleotides. The record is from the annotation of a GenBank genome assembly. Lineage: Eukaryota; Dinophyceae; Suessiales; Symbiodiniaceae.
AUGGCUGCUUUCGGUUUUCUACGCUUGUUGGCGUUGGUCUACCCGAUCUUCGCGAUCCGUGAAGCCGUGGAGAAGGAGAAUCUCGCACUGCGAGUAGGCAACACGAUCAAAUUUCACAUCAUGGUGAAGGACUGCGGCAGUUGUAGCAUUUUUGGGACGGAUAAGCGCCGGGUGACACUGAAAAUCAAGGACACAAGGUCGGAAGGACAUCCUGAAUGGUCUUUUGAUUACUACUUGCUCAACAUGGACGAUGUAAAGGAGUUUUUUCACAUCGACCAUCUUUACGGUGUUGAUCCGGAAGCAGAGCUCCAGGCGACGUUGGAGGUGAAGCAACAGUACUUCGUGGAGGCACUGGGCUAUGCUUCUUGUGGCACCGCCACCAAGAGGAUAACAUUCGAUGAAGUGGGUCCGAUUCAUCCGAUUCCUGCAGCCGUAGUGCCCUUCGACAAGGCUAAGCGUGCCGGGUUUUAUCAAUUGGCUACUCUCCAGCUCAGCAUGGAGGUUGCGAAGGAGACGGACGCUCCCAAGGAGCGAAUGAUCAUCAGCGAUCCAGAUGCUGGCAAGGUCCGUGCACGUGAACUUGCGGUGGACAAGGAAGUCGAGUCGGUUAUGACUGAGAGCACAACACCUACCACCACCACAACAGUUCUGGACCUGGAAGUGGAGAAGGAAGUCGAGUCGGUUCUUGCAACGUUCACAACUACAACCUCGACCACGGCUCUCGACGACGACUUCCAUGCACCUCCGGUUUCUACAGGUUCUGAAGCCGUGGCAGUCGAGGAGCACGAUGAGGAGGAAGAGCAUGGGGAGGACACGACAGUGGAAAACGUUGUCGACGAUGUGAAGGAGAAGGCCAUGGCGAAGCAGGUCAAUUGCAAGAAGUGCAUCUUCCGCCUGGGAAUUGGCCUGGAGGGUCUGCGAGCCUACCAGCUGCAAGGUGUGAUCGAUGCGCUCUGUGACGCGGAGGAUUGCAGCUCCGAGUGCAAGGGCGCCUACGGCGGCCUGGAUCUCACAUGCGAGCAGGACGAGGCUGCAGUGAAACUUAUGAAGCGGGCGCUCAUUACGAACAUCGUGAAGAUGGAGAUGGAGGAAAGGAAGAUCAAGAAAGCCACAAGUCCUCAGGAUCAGCAGAAGCUCGAGCUCGCGGAACGGGCAAGUGCAAGGGAGGGCAACGAUCUUCCGGCCAAUUCUCCUAUGGUCCUGGCGACACAGGCUUGUGGUGGAGGUCCGGGCGAAGAGGCAGCGUGGUCAAGGUCGGAGCUAGUGAGAGCAGCCGGAGGCUCCAGCAAGAAGGGCAAGGAUAAGGUGGCCAAGAGGUACCUGGAGGGCACCUGCAAAGAGCGGUCGAAGAAGAUCCCAGUCGGUGGCUACAAGUGCUCAGCGGUGUACACCUCGCUGAUGGGUGUGAAGAACAAGGAGAAGCGCGGCAACUGCGACUUCACCCGAUACUUGAAGCACAUGGCGAAGAACAACUUUGUUGAAGGCUGCCCCGAGGGACUCUGGCGCAUCUGCGAGGAUGGGGAGAGGUGCCAAGGGACCCGGUCCACCUACGCCUUGUGCGUGGCCACGGAGGUCUAA